Messenger RNA from Brassica oleracea var. oleracea, 1038 nucleotides. RefSeq lists its product as uncharacterized. The transcript is spliced from 3 exons. The coding region runs from base 1 to 1038 and encodes 345 amino acids. The record is from RefSeq and is a predicted model, not a curated record. Lineage: Eukaryota; Viridiplantae; Streptophyta; Magnoliopsida; Brassicales; Brassicaceae.
AUGGUCCUGAUGGUCCCUUCUAUGAAGGAUGAACUCCAAGAGUGGUACCCUUCCAUUGUUCAACAAUCUCUUGUGAAGUAUAUGUUUUUGCCCAUUGUGGAUGAAUCAAGUCUUGAGACCAUGCUUGAGGUUCUAAGCUAUCAUUCUUCUAUCAACAGUGUGGAGUUGUAUUUAGAGGUCAAACCGGUCUCUCAUCGUUCGACAUCAUUAGCAAAUCACGAGACCCGUAAGCGUUCUCGGCAAAAUGAUGCUAAUAUUGAUGCGAACCCUCGUGAGAGUAACAAUAAUGGGUGGCUUGAAGAGGAGGAUAGUACGGAUGAUAAAAAUGAGGCUGCACAGAGAGGUUCAAAGAUGAAAAAUCCAGAUCCAUCGAAAGGCCUCAGCAAUAGUGUCUCAAAGCAGUUGUUUUUCUCUAGUUCAUGGCUUAGUGAAGGUGAGUUGUAUGUUGGGAUGCUUUUUAGAGAUCAAGAGGAGCUAGAGAAAGCAGUAAAGCUCUACUCUGGCAGAAGGCAGCGAAACUACGAUGUUGACGAUUAUCUCACUCUUGGAGGUAACAUUGAGUUCAGGUGCAAAUACGGGAGCUCCCAAGCUCUAAUAAAGUCUCAGCCUUCACUCUCACUCUCGGAGUUGAUCAAGUGGGUGAAAAAAGAGUUUGGCUACACAGUCUCUGGUGAUAAUAUGUGGGACGCUAAAACGAAAGCCAUCACUGCAAUCUUGGGAGAUUUGGACAAGAGUUUUAGUGUACUGCCCAAGUUCAUGGCUGUCCUUUCCUCAUCUAAUAAGAUGGUAAUGGAUUGGCAGUAUGAUCCUUUUCCCGAUCCUAAAGAAGCAUCUUUUCGUUCUGUGUUUUGGGCGUUCCAGCAGUCAAUCAAAGGGUUUCUUCACUGUGCGCCGGUGAUCAUGGUGGAUACAGUAGACUUGAGCAGUAAGUAUGGUGGGAAACUGUUGAUUGCCGCAUGUGUUGAUGCUGAAUUUCAGAUCUUUCCACUUGCGUUUGCCAUUAUUACCAACAAGAGUUUUCCUGCUGAUUCUUGGUGA